GCCUCGGACGGAUUCCGGAAGCUAAAAUUGGCCGUGCAUAUAUGCCCUCUAUAAUCAUUGACAGCAGCCCACGGCUUCCAUCUCCUCGCGGCCAAGAAGCCGAGGUUGGAUUCGCAUCGCCUUCUACGCUGAGAUCUUUGUCGGGAGUGUUGUGGCCGGGGGGAAUGCCAUGGCCUUCGGUUGGGGAGCGGUGAUGAUGAAGCUGGGGCUCUCGAGACUCGAGGCCUCCGAUCACGCGUCGGUGGUGUCGAUCAACAUCUUCGUGACGCUCAUCUGCGCCUGCAUCGUGAUCGGCCACCUGCUGGAGGAGAACCGGUGGAUGAAUGAGUCCAUUACUGCUUUGAUCAUCGGGCUGUGCACCGGCUUCAUAAUUCGUCUCGCCACACGAGGGAAGAACAACUCUCAUAUAAUGGUGUUCAGUGAAGAUCUCUUUUUCAUCUACGUCCUCCCACCGAUAAUUUUCAAUGCCGGGUUCCAAGUAAAGAAAAAACAGUUCUUCCGCAACUUUAUUACAAUUAUGCUGUUUGGUGCAGUUGGGACAUUGAUCUCCUUCGUCAUAAUCUCACUUGGUGCCGUGGAAUUUUUCCGAAAAAUGGAUAUAGGUGCACUAGAAGUCGGAGAUUAUCUUGCAAUUGGGGCAAUCUUUUCUGCAACAGAUUCUGUGUGCACUUUGCAGGUGCUUAACCAGGACGAGACACCUUUGCUCUAUAGCUUGGUCUUUGGUGAAGGCGUUGUAAAUGAUGCUACAUCAGUGGUGCUUUUUAAUGCACUCCAGAAUUUUGAUCUGGUUCAUGUUGAUGCCACAGUUCUGUUGAAAUUUGUUGCUAACUUCUUUUAUUUAUUUGCUAGUAGCACCUUGCUUGGAGCACUUACAGGAUUGCUUAGUGCUUAUAUUAUUAAAAAAUUGUACUUUGGCAGACAUUCAACUGAUCGAGAAGUUGCUCUUAUGAUACUCAUGGCUUACCUUUCCUAUAUGCUGGCUGAAUUGUUGAACUUAAGCGGAAUUCUUACAGUAUUCUUCUGCGGAAUAGUAAUGUCACACUACACCUGGCAUAAUGUGACAGAGAGUUCUAGGAUCACCACAAAGCAUGCCUUUGCAACAUUGUCAUUUAUUGCUGAAGUUUUUCUUUUUCUCUAUGUUGGAACGGAUGCAUUAGACAUUGAGAAGUGGAAAUUUGUCAGUGACAGCCCAGGAAAAUCACUUGGAGUGAGCUCAAUUCUGCUAGGCUUGGUAUUGGUUGGCAGAGCUGCUUUUGUCUUUCCACUGUCCUUCAUCUCCAAUUUGUUUAAAAAAUCUCAGAAUGACAAGAUUACCUUCAAGCAACAAGUUAUAAUUUGGUGGGCAGGUCUUAUGAGAGGCGCGGUAUCAAUUGCACUUGCUUACAAUCAGUUCACUAGAUCUGGUCACACUCAGCAGCGUGGAAAUGCAUUUAUGAUCACCAGUACCAUCACGGUUGUUCUUUUCAGUACAAUGGUGUUUGGUUUGAUGACCAAGCCUCUUAUUUACUUCUUGCUGCCUCCAAACUCGAAGCACCUCACCAGAUCUCUGAGUGUUUCAUCUGAGCCCUCAAGUCCAAAGUCUUUCCUUUCUCCGCUACUAGGCAAUGGUCAGGGAUCCGAGCUUGAAGCAGCGCAAUGUAUACCUCGCCCAACGAACCUCCGAAUGCUUCUGACAACACCAUCCCGCUCUGUUCAUCAUUAUUGGCGCAAGUUUGACGACGCGUUCAUGCGUCCAAUGUUUGGUGGCCGGGGUUUCGUUCCAUUUGUUCCUGGUUCACCGGUCGAACGUAGUGUCCCCGAGUGGGAAUAAUCCAAAAAAAUCAUUAUUCCAAGAUAAAAUCAAAUUGCUCCUGGUAUAGUCAGUACUCGAUGCCUUCCAGAUAGACGCAUAUCUGACUACGGAAAACUCUAGAAUUUAGUAUAAUUUUGCCACUUUGUAUCAUGAUCAACACAUAUUUUUAGUAUCUUUGUGCAUGUAUAUUGGAUCUUGUCGAGAUCUUAGCAGGAUCUAUUCGCUUGUAUCGACUACCAAUUGCUAGCAAGUGUGUAUCUCUAUGCUUUCAAAGGAUGUAUGAUUUACAUACAGAAGUACCUUUGCUGUAUAUUCAAUAUUUGUAUUUUAUGACCAUGCUUUUCGGUUUUUCUC
Musa acuminata AAA Group (dessert banana) is the source of this 2146-nucleotide messenger RNA. RefSeq names its product sodium/hydrogen exchanger 1. Gene Ontology annotation, biological process: proton transmembrane transport; regulation of intracellular pH; sodium ion import across plasma membrane. The coding region runs from base 170 to 1810 and encodes 546 amino acids. Gene Ontology annotation, cellular component: plasma membrane. Gene Ontology annotation, molecular function: sodium:proton antiporter activity; potassium:proton antiporter activity. Lineage: Eukaryota; Viridiplantae; Streptophyta; Magnoliopsida; Zingiberales; Musaceae. The record is from RefSeq and is a predicted model, not a curated record. The transcript is spliced from 14 exons.